Rotaria sp. Silwood1 is the source of this 441-nucleotide messenger RNA. The record is from the annotation of a GenBank genome assembly. NCBI's taxonomy places the organism in Eukaryota, Metazoa, Rotifera, Eurotatoria, Philodinida, Philodinidae.
AUGCUCAAUGCUACUCUACGAGCAAGCACACGUGAAGAGCUAAAACCAUGGUUUUUAUAUCUUCGACUUGUUAUUAAUGCUCUUCAGAAACUUCCAUCAACUCGUCAUGUUGUCUAUCGAGGCAUCAAAUCGAAUUUGACUGCUCAAUAUGUCCGAGGAAGUAGAAUUGUUUGGUGGGGUUUUUCUUCGUGUACUCUAUCAAUUGAAACGCUUAAGAAUGAACGUUUCUUGGGCAACAAAGGAGUACGGACUCUCUUUAGUAUUGACUGUCAAUCAGCUAAAAACAUUCGAUCACAUUCAUUUUAUGCUGAAGAAGACGAAAUAUUGCUGCUUCCUGCUCGUCAAUUUGAAGUCAUUGGCUGUCUUGAUCCAGGCAAUGGGCUUCAUAUUAUUCAAUGGAGAGAAACUCAACCGAAAUUUCCACUUAUCAAACUUAAUUAA